Amphibalanus amphitrite is the source of this 1437-nucleotide messenger RNA. RefSeq names its product trypsin-1-like. NCBI's taxonomy places the organism in Eukaryota, Metazoa, Arthropoda, Thecostraca, Balanomorpha, Balanidae. Gene Ontology annotation, molecular function: serine-type endopeptidase activity. Gene Ontology annotation, biological process: proteolysis. The record is from RefSeq and is a predicted model, not a curated record. The transcript is spliced from 2 exons. The coding region runs from base 40 to 1284 and encodes 414 amino acids.
CACCCGGAGCAGGUACCACAACGGCCACUGUUCUUCGCCAUGGUCCUGCUACGACUGACCGUCUGCUGCCUGCUACUGGGCGCGGCCCUGGCAAAGCCGCAAACCAAGGCGGCAGAGCCGGUCCCGCUCUCGGACAAAGAGCCGAGAGCCACCUACGUGCUGCAGCCCGGCCAGUACUUCUUCACAUCGCCCAACUAUCCCAACAACUAUGGUAACGACUUCCGGAGGAGGUGGGUGAUCCGGGGCUCUGACGGCCAGGAUGUCACCGUCCAGUGUGACCCUGUCGACAUUGAGUUCCACUCCUCGUGUAGGUACGACUUCUUGAGGGUCAACGGCGUGAAGUACUGCGGCACCAGCCCGGUGCCUGCCACCAGUGCCGCCGAGUUCAGGGUGGUCUUCAAGACCGACUCUAGCGUGACGGCGUCCGGGUUCUACUGUCUGGUGACGGUGCCGGAGCCAGGCAGCACCAGCGGCACCACGGCGGGCACCACGGCGGGCACCACGUCCGGCACCACCCAGGCACCUGGCGACAGCUGCUGCGGCGUCGCCAACAGGGUCACCCGCAUCGUUGGUGGCGAGGCGACCGAAGUAAACGAGUACCCGUGGCAGGUGGGACUGGUCAACACCGGCAACAACCGUCCCUGGUGCGGUGGCACCGUCAUCAACAACCAGUGGGUGAUGACGGCCGCCCACUGCACUGCCGGCGAGUCGGCCGGCAACCUCCAGGUUCUGCUGCGCAAGCACAACAUCGGUUCCGACUCCAACCAGAUCCGGAUGAGCGUUUCUCAGAUCGUCGACCACCCGUCCUACAACUCCCGCACCCUGUCGCACGACUUCUCGCUUCUGAAGCUCUCGCAAACCAUUGACUUCAGCUCUCUCAGCAACCAAGUGGCACCGGCGUGUCUGCCGUCCGGUGGCGACUUCGUCGACGUUGAUGCCAUCGUCAGCGGCUGGGGCACCCUGUCCUCCGGUGGCUCGCGACCCAGCGUGCUGCAAGACGUCACCGUGCAGACCAUGUCCAAUGCCGAGUGUACCUCGGACCUCGGCCAGGGCCAGAUCGACUCCAGCAUGAUCUGCGCCGACGUGGACGCCGGCGGCAAGGACUCCUGCCAGGGCGACAGCGGCGGCCCGCUGGUGACCGACGUCAGCGGACGCUACACGCUCAUCGGCGUGGUCUCGUGGGGCUACGGCUGCGCCGAUCAGGGCUCUCCGGGCGUCUACUCUCGCAUCACCGCCGUCUCCAGCUGGAUAUCCCAGACCACGGCCGGCGCCAGUCUCUGCUGAGCUUCGACCACGGCCGGCGCCAGUCUCUGCUGAGUCCUGACCACGGCCCAGGCCAGUCUCUGCGGAGCCUUUGCCAGAGAGUCACAUAGCCUGCUAGCCAGGCGAUGAUGGGAUCUCUAGCCUGAUGACUAAAAACAACGGGUUACAUCUUUG